ACCACAUCACUCCCUCACUCACCACCUUGAUUUUGGCUGAGAUUGUCAAAUUUUAGAAUGACCCGCGCAUAUUGAGCUCCGCGGUCGCCUUCGACGGGACUGUCUUGAUCUUGCAUCAUGACAGACUCCACAGCUGAGCCCUCCGAGCCGAGGAGCUCGGAGAACACUCAAAGUCGCCAUCAUUGGAGGAGACCAGAGCCUAUGUCGCUGUCAGAUGGAAUCAAGCUAUCCGCGUCAGUCCCUUCGCCCUCGUUUUCGACCGCACAGAGAGAUACACAGCACCUAGCAGAGGAACAAGAUCAGUUGAACGAUCUUCAACCCGUACAAGACUCGGGGGAAUCUACACCCAGAAAUAGAUUCAAAACGCGUACAGGACAGACUGUUGGCUACCUUCAAGAGGGAACGACAUUGGGCGACCCUAUAAUUGCCGAUGAUCCCGUCUCCCUGGUGCCUCGACGGCUGAAUGAGGCGACUGAAGUACCGCAGACUCCCGGGAGUAGGAAGCCGCAGCAGCCACAGUCAGCUGCGAGCCGCCGACCAAGUGUUCAGUUCACUCGAGACCCGCCUGAAGUCGACCCUCUCACCGAGUUGUCCUACUCUAGGCCACCAUCCAUCAGAGGGGAUGAUGCGGAUUUUGGACUGAAAGGAAAACAGUCUCUACUUACGAAGUUGAAGUCUUUCGCAGCUUCGCCAUCUUUCGCAUCGCAUUCUCGCUCAGCUAGUGGCGCAACUCUGAGUGACUUCAGAACCACUAACAACGACCUGGCAACCCCCGGCUCAGAACGGGGCGAGUUUCGCUUUCCAAACACGUUGGAAGAAGAGGGGAGUGACAUCGACGCUGAUGCGGAGGAGAGCGCAGGAGAAGGUCGUAUCAGCCAGCCGAGAAAGAAGAAGAAACAACGUCGACACCAAAUAGACGAUUUAGAUCCGCAAACGCAGACGAAUACACCGAAGACCACUAGUCGCCCGUCGUUUCAUCUGUCCAGCUCAUUUGCACCUUUUGAGAAUUAUCGGUCGAAUUUCUUCCCACGGCGAGGUAGCACUGGAAAUUUUAUCCCACAGCAAAGGGAAGGUGUGUCGGAGGAUGAGGGUCGCGACCGUCUGAACAGAGAUACAGCUUGGAGACGAAGAAGUGUCUGGCUUGCGAAUGCGCGGGGACUAACCUAUAGCGGACGACAGCCAGAUACUACGACGAACCCCGACGAGAGAAGACCGAGCAACCUCAGAAGAUUAACCGGUCUGGCUGCGCCAUCUGAUAAUACCGAAGGUACCACGCCACCCUGGCGACGCCAUCGGGCCGACCGUGGUUCUAGCUUGAGCGCUCAGAAAUGGCGCCAGAUCAAAGCUGGACUCAAGUUGAUCGGGCAGAGACGCAAGGUUGAUAACACGGUCGAUCAUGCGAAAUCAGCAGAACUUUUGGCAGAACUUACCUCUGGGGUACCGGCCGCCCUCAUUCUAGCCAGUAUGUUCCAAAGGGACGAGCACGGCAGCAAACGCAUUCCAAUUUUACUUGAACAGCUCAAGGUGCGAGUCACUGAUAGCAAGAUCGACUCACACUCGGGUGAUCGUCACUUGGUCUUUCGUAUCGAACUCGAGUACGGAAGCGGGAUGACACGAAUGAAAUGGAUUAUCCAUCGAACCUUGAGGGACUUUGCAAAUCUCCAUUUGAAGUAUAAGCUGCAUUUCGGAACGCAGAAGUACAUCCAGUUGCGGAACACCGAGAGUGGACAGAAUCUACCGCGCUUCCCUCGCAGUGCGUUUCCCUACCUUCGAGGUGUUCGUGGCUUAGAGAGUGACAUGGAAGAUGACGAGGACGAAGGUGGGUAUGAGACCGCUGCAGAGGCAACAAGCGGCAACGAAAGGGGCGGCAAGAAGCAAGCACAGCGGCGCCCGUCUGGUGGGCUGUCUCGCAGACAGUCGAGUGCCACAAUACCAGAUGGAGAGAAUGAAGCAGGUGUCUCCGGACCAGUGGAAGCUGGGUUGGCUAUCAAGAAAGAGAGCUACCCAGAGAGGCAACGAAAGAAGCUGGAAUCAUAUCUACAGAAACUUAUUCGGUUCCUCAUCUUCAAGCCAGAUAGCAACCGUCUGUGCAAAUUUCUCGAGUUGUCGGCACUGGGAGUCCGUCUUGCGGCCGAAGGGAGUUACCAUGGCAAAGAAGGAUACCUUGUCAUCCAGUCGUCUAAGGGUCUCGAUUUUCGGAGAGCUCUGACUCCAGGUAUGGUGAAAAAGCGUCACUCACCCAAGUGGUUCCUUGUAAGGCACAGCUAUGUUGUAUGCGUCGAUUCGCCCGAGGAGAUGAACAUAUACGAUGUUUUCCUGGUCGACCCGUUCUUCAAACUCCAAACACAGAAGGUUAGCUUGCGCAAUCAGAAAGCGAAGGAGUUUGCCAAGUCUGCAACAGAGUCAGCUCGACACCCGCAACACCAUACUUUGAGACUCGAGAACUCAGAGCGAAAGCUUAGAUUGCUGGCCAGGAAUGAGCGGCAACUCCACCAGUUUGAGGAUUCAAUACGGUUCAUGGUCAAUACCACCCCAUGGGCGAGGCCAAAUCGAUUCGAAAGUUUCGCCCCCGUACGGCAGAAGUGCUUCGCGCAAUGGCUAGUAGACGCUCGUGAUCACAUGUGGGUUGUGUCCCGCGCAAUCAAUCAGGCCAAAGAUGUCAUCUACAUCCAUGACUGGUGGCUCAGUCCUGAGCUCUACAUGCGUCGACCCGCCGCUAUCAGUCAAAAAUGGCGCCUAGAUCGUUUAUUACAACGCAAGGCGCGUGAAGGCGUGAAAAUUUUCGUCAUCAUGUAUCGGAACAUCAACUCCGCCAUCCCCAUCGAUUCGGAGUAUUCCAAGUUCUCUCUUCUCGAUCUUCAUCCGAAUGUCUUCGUUCAACGAUCACCCAACCAAUUUCGGCAGAAUACCUUUUUCUGGGCGCACCAUGAAAAGCUAUGCAUCAUCGACCAUACUUUGGCCUUCGUUGGGGGCAUUGAUUUGUGUUUUGGCAGGUGGGACACUCCCCAACACCUCUUGACAGAUGAUAAGCCUACCGGCUUCGAAACACGAGAUGGACCGAAGGACGCAGACCAUUGUCAGCUUUGGCCCGGCAAGGACUAUUCAAACCCUCGGAUCCAAGACUUCUACGAUCUAGAUAAACCCUACGAAGAAAUGUACGAUCGGAAUGUCAUUCCCAGAAUGCCGUGGCAUGAUAUCUCCAUGCAUGUAGUAGGUCAGCCGGCGCGCGAUCUUACGCGCCACUUUGUCCAAAGGUGGAAUUACAUCUUGCGCCAAAGAAAGCCAACCCGCCCGACACCUUUCUUGCUUCCACCCCCUGAUUUUGAUGCGGCAGAUCUGGAAGCUCUAGGUCUGGAUGGAACUUGCGAGGUCCAGAUUUUGCGCUCCAGUAGCAUGUGGUCAACUGGCACACCGGACGUAACCGAGCACAGCAUCAUGAAUGCUUAUGUGAAACUGAUCGAAGAAUCCGAUCAUUUUGUUUAUAUCGAGAAUCAGUUUUUCAUCAGCACCUGCGAGAUUGACGGCAGGAAAAUUGAGAAUCUGAUCGGUGAUGCACUAGUAGAGCGCAUCACCCGGGCUGCAAAAAACAAAGAAGCCUGGCGUGCGGUGAUUGUCAUUCCCUUGAUGCCUGGGUUUCAGAACACGGUAGACAGCGAGGGUGGAACUAGCGUCCGUUUGAUCAUGAUGUGCCAGUAUCGCAGCAUCUGCCGUGGGGAGACGUCAAUCUUUGGACGACUACGUGCCUUGGGGAUUGAGCCUGAGGACUACAUUCAGUUCUUCAGCCUCCGAUCAUGGGGUAAAAUCGGUCCGCAAAAGCAGCUCGUAACCGAGCAGCUGUACAUUCAUGCCAAAUGCAUGGUUGUUGAUGACCGUGCGGCUAUCAUCGGGUCAGCAAAUAUUAACGAGCGGUCGAUGCUUGGAUCCCGCGACUCGGAAGUUGCGGCGGUCGUCCGUGAUACAGACAUGAUAUGGUCUAGUAUGAAUGGCCGUCCCUACCUCGUGGGGCGCUUUCCGCAUACGCUUCGCAUGAGACUCAUGAGAGAGCAUCUUGGCGUCGAUGUUGACGAAUUAAUGGAGCAUUCUAUGGCAACUGAGGAAGAGUUGCUAAGAAUUCAGAUUGCCGAAGAGGGGUCCAAGCCACCCGAAUCUCGCGAGGUACCUGACUCCGAGUCUCUGAUGAUGGAGAAGAGGGACGAGAGAGACAUGAUAGAGCGCCGUCAUCGGAUUCAGGACGAGUUCUUAUCUCGAUCAGAAGACAUGCACAGUUUCAACCAUGACGUAGAUUGGGAGCAGGGUAAUAAUCCCAAUCUCAAGUCGAAUAGGAAACUCACAACAGACCCGCGAGUAACCUCUAACCCAGAGCACAAGAAAGAUGUGGACGGGCUUGGGCCGGAUCACCACAAAGUGGCCCAAGAGGUCGGCCUCGAGAAUGGUCGCGAUUCUGAGAUAUUGGAAGACAAGACGGAGGUUCUGGUCUCAGCCAUUGCACCGGAGGGUAAGGGCACGCUGCAAAGCCCCAAGCGUCCUUCGGAACGCACCGUGGGGCAUAAAACUCCUCAUAACACCGAUGGUAUCAGCCAGCCGGGUUCUAGUCUAGCUGUGCAGUCGCAUGAUUGUGCACAGCUCGUCGAAGGAGUGCCAACUAUCAGACACCCAGCACUAGUCCCGGAACAUGAGACAGAAAAUAGUAACAGCGGCGGCCUUGCAGCUAUACGGGACAUUGGUGAUAACGCUAAGUCUUACCUGUCCGCUGCGGAAGUGAAGCAUGUCUUCAUCGACAAAGAUUGCAUGAGGGACCCUAUACUUGACCUUUUUUACCUGGACACCUGGUCUGCCGUUGCUGAAAAGAACACAAAGGUCUUCCGUAGUGUUUUCCGCUGCAUGCCUGAUAGCGAGGUGAAAUCCUGGAAGGAGUACAAAGAGUACGCUGCAUACGGGGAUCGUUUUGCUGAAAUGCAGAGCCAGCCAGGAGUCAAGGUUCCUCAGCCCUCAAGUCAGCGACAAACCGGGCCCCCAGGCACAGCUGCCGGCUUCGCUGGAGCAGCUGCCCAGAUCAAGCAUAGUCUGACAUCACACGGCCAGGCUAAUGAGGCACACAAGGUGGACCAGAAAGAGCAAGCCAACGUUGGAACGCUUGGCAAUCGUGAGAGCGACUCGGUACCAGGUCCGAAUGAGCAACAAGCUGAUGUGACUAUCCACGAAGGGCUGUCCCCUAUUGAUGAGAAGUCUACUCUGAGAGCAACAGCUGGCCCAACAUCAGGGCAGAUACAGACCGGACGGAUCGAGGAUAGCGGCUCGUCUGGGGAGGACGUCGAGAAACAGCGAUCAGAUCCCCCAGUCAUAGAUUAUUCCGAGGCUUUAAAUAAAAAUGCUACCGGUCAGUCCCAACGGCGGAGACGACGAGCAACAACACUCUCAAAGCGUGAAUUCCAUGCGGAUGAAGUGAUGGACAAACAACGAGCGGAAGAUCUGUUGAAUCGGGUCCAAGGUCAUCUUAUUCUAUGGCCUUAUGACUGGCUUGAGAAGGAAGAACAAGGCGGUAACUGGCUCUACACAUUGGAUCAAAUUUCCCCAUUGGAGAUCUACAACUAGCAUGAUCAUUGAGCGCCUGGCUUCUCGCCUGUGUAUUCAAGGGGCUUUCUUUGGCACGCAGGGCAUUACGGAUCCUGCCACCAUGAGGUCACAACACGUUUUUGCAUUUCCUCUUUUGUCGAAUAUUACACGCCCCUCUGACUCAGUGCCUUGGGAGGUAUACUUGUCCUCAAGCAUAGCAAGCGGGCCUUCUUUCAUGACACUAUCCUCUCCAUGAUACAUUUGUAUUAUGUUAUUCCGUAGUAGUUGGUGAGGUGGAUGUAUCGAGAGCCGGCGGGAUUUAACUACACACAAGCAACGAAGGUGACUAAGAGCUCUAACAUGUCGUAUGAGGUAGUCAGGUGACACUCUGGUUGCUGCAGAGCGAAGAUGCUUCGGGCCUGGUUGUGAUCGAAUGG
This is a messenger RNA of Aspergillus saccharolyticus JOP 1030-1, 5990 nucleotides long. RefSeq names its product phospholipase D (gene pld3). The transcript is spliced from 4 exons. Gene Ontology annotation, biological process: cell motility. The coding region runs from base 118 to 5592 and encodes 1824 amino acids. Lineage: Eukaryota; Fungi; Ascomycota; Eurotiomycetes; Eurotiales; Aspergillaceae. The record is from RefSeq and is a predicted model, not a curated record. Gene Ontology annotation, molecular function: phosphatidylinositol binding; catalytic activity.